AUGAACAAAGAUCUUUUAUACAAUCAGUUUAAUCAUUUAAAAUCUAAAUUUAUCCAACUUACGCACAAGUUUGGUGGUGUUGAUAAACUAGUUCAAGAAUUUAUUUCAUCAAAUUUCCAUUUAUACAAACAAGAUGGAACAAUGUCGCAUGAUGAAGUUAAAUUAUGUAGUGAUGAUCAAUGUGACGUUGAAACUGAAUUCGGUAGUGAUGAUGACGACAAUAUUCGACAUCAUAAAAAUCUCAGAAAAAAUCUACACAUAAGAUGUGACUAUUUAUGGGCUUAUCUUCUUCAUGGUGAACACGUUCCUGAUUUUAAAAAAUUAGUUCAAUAUGUUUUUUUCUAUAUCAGCAUCUAA
Messenger RNA from Rotaria socialis, 357 nucleotides. The record is from the annotation of a GenBank genome assembly. NCBI's taxonomy places the organism in Eukaryota, Metazoa, Rotifera, Eurotatoria, Philodinida, Philodinidae.